CCUUCCAACGGCUGCAAACAAAAAAAAGUAAACAACCCGUGUAGCCCAGCCCAACCUGAUUUAACUUAUUCAUCCAAUACCAACUCAACGUAAGACAAAGCUUCAAACCGCGUUUCCUUCCGUUUGUUGCUCCUGUUUUGCUCGAAUAACCAUUUCAACUCAAUUUGUUUGUGUCUCCUGUAUCUUCCCGUGUUUCCGUCACCAUGAACGCGAUUUUCAACUUCCUGUCAUCACCGCUCAAGCAGCCGGCAGAGAGACCUCCACCUUCGAGCAUGCCCCUUACCGCCUCGCGACCGAGUUUGUCGCCUAGAGAGCAACGUCUUGCCAAACGCGCUGCGGAUAGAUUUUCGGAGCCGGAAGGUCGCAGUCCCCGCUCGCGUCUGAGUAACGUUUCUCUUGCAUCAACCGACCACGAUAACACCGCCGAGAUUUCUGUCGUUAGUCGACGACGAGAAACCAUCGCCAUGCCACCGCCCAGCGUCAAGAAGCGCAUCAGCACGUCUACGCGCUCGUCGCCGAUACACAAACCAAAGUCUAAUGGAUCUAUUUCACGCGUGGCAUCGUCGCCUGCCAUCCGAUCCUCCCCUAGAAGGCGAGCAUCGGUUGAGCUUGGAUCUUCGCCACCCACCAGCUUCAUCAAGUCACCAGCCUUGACCCCUAAGAGCAGCAUCAAUGGAGUUUCUCGAAGCAGCGAGGCUAAGAGUCCUAGAAGAUCCUCGAGGGCCUCGCGCGUGACAGAACCGCAAACAAAUGGCAAACCACAGAAAGAGAAGACCCCCGAGGAACAGCCCGAAGAGAAGCCCCAAGAGGUGCAGUCUGAGGAGGAAGCAGCGCAAGAUGACGACGAUAAGGAGUUCGAAUUCGAGAGCAUUGCGGAUUAUCGCUGGGCCAAGAACAAAAUCGAGCUUCGUAUUCAAUGGACAGAUGGCGACAACACUUGGAUCCCGGAGGAACUUCUUCACGCCGAUAACCCGGAAGCGCUUUUUGCGUACUGGCGCUCGCAGCCCCAGGGGCGACCUAACCGACAGGGCGAUAUCUACCAGGUUUUCGCGAUUCGAAAGCACCGCGUGCGUAAGGGCGUACCGGAGGUCAUGGUGGAAUGGGUAGGCUACGACAAUUCCGAAAACACUUGGGAGGCCCAGGACUACAUCGAAGAGGUCGCGCCCCAGCACGUCGAAGCCUAUUUUGAUAAAGUCAAGGGCAAGGGCAAGGUUCAGGCCAAGAGCAAGGCGAAGAGCAAGGCGAAGCCCAAGGCUGCUGCGAAAACUAAGGUUCAGGCAAAGACUUCGGCUCGCAGCGGAACUAGAAGCAGCUCAAGGGUUACGAAGCGAUGAAGAAUCACAGUGGAACAAGACAUGGAAAUUGGUGAUUUGAUUGUAUUAUUUUGACUCAAAAUGGUUGUGGAAGUGCGUUUGAAGGGAGCUAGCUACUGGAUGCUGGACGCUGGCGGUCCAGAUGAAAAUGGGUACCUUGCCUGUGAUGAUGGAAAUGAACAUUGUUUGGACUGUAAUUAUCAUCGGAGUGGGAACAAUAAGCAAACUGCAUUUCUUGUUACACAUGUUUUCUUGAAUGUGAAGUAGUCAUUUUGCUGCCUUGCAAAUGCGUCAUGGUGAUGAUCUGGUUUG
Messenger RNA from Fusarium redolens, 1625 nucleotides. RefSeq lists its product as uncharacterized. Gene Ontology annotation, molecular function: chromatin binding. The record is from RefSeq and is a predicted model, not a curated record. Gene Ontology annotation, biological process: negative regulation of transcription by RNA polymerase II; chromatin organization. The transcript is spliced from 2 exons. NCBI's taxonomy places the organism in Eukaryota, Fungi, Ascomycota, Sordariomycetes, Hypocreales, Nectriaceae. Gene Ontology annotation, cellular component: pericentric heterochromatin. The coding region runs from base 204 to 1334 and encodes 376 amino acids.